AUGGAAGAAGAUGGAUUGAAUAAUCGAAAUUGGGGUUAUUACGAGCCGUCACAAUUCAGACCAAAUCUAGGGUUUCAACUAAUUCCAAGUAUCUUAGACCGAAACGAGAAGCCAUUUCUCUCCCCUCAUAGUCAGAAUCUAAACUUCAUAACACCUUCCAAUGUCUAUGGUGGCGGUAGCAGCAGUGUUGUGUCGUAUCCGCGUGAUUACACUGUCUCUGAUGCACCAUUCAUGAGUUAUAGUUGGUUAAACCAGCACAAAGAUAGCAAGUUCUUCAGCAAUGUUCCUGAAGUUUCUAGGAUGACUCAGUCGAUGCAGCUUUUGCAGCCCGAGGUGGUGACUGAGGUUGAUGAGUCUGUCAAGAGAAGGCAUUGUAGUGGUGGGCAGAGAGGUGGUGUUCCUAAGGUGAAGAAAGAGAAGAAGCUCAAGGAUAACAAUAUGCCAAGAGUACAAAGAGAGAGAAGUCCUUUGUUGAGGAAGUGUAUAGAGAUGGUGAUAAAUGGUGUUUCUAUGGAUAUUGGAGGUUUACCAGUUCCGGUUUGCUCGUGUACCGGAAUGCCUCAACAGUGUUACCGAUGGGGUUGCGGGGGAUGGCAGUCUGCUUGUUGUACCACUAAUGUUUCGAUGUACCCUUUACCGGUUAAUACUAAAAGGCGUGGUGCGAGGAUUGCUGGAAGGAAAAUGAGCCAAGGUGCUUUUAGGAAGGUUCUUGAGAAACUCUCUUCUGAUGGUUUUGAUUUCUCAAACCCUAUUGAUUUGAAGUCUCAUUGGGCUAAACAUGGAACCAAUAAGUUCGUCACCAUCAGAUAA
Molecule: messenger RNA, 810 nt
Organism: Arabidopsis thaliana (thale cress)
Lineage: Eukaryota; Viridiplantae; Streptophyta; Magnoliopsida; Brassicales; Brassicaceae
Gene: BPC3
Product: BASIC PENTACYSTEINE protein
Exons: 1
Coding region: 1-810 (269 amino acids)
Biological process (GO): regulation of DNA-templated transcription
Cellular component (GO): nucleus
Molecular function (GO): DNA binding
Source: RefSeq, marked reviewed